Molecule: messenger RNA, 2919 nt
Organism: Equus caballus (horse)
Lineage: Eukaryota; Metazoa; Chordata; Mammalia; Perissodactyla; Equidae
Source: RefSeq, a predicted model, not a curated record
CAGAGAGCAAAGCCCUGACCCGGUCCCUCUGAAUUGAAUAUGCACCGUCUCACCUGAAGCCUCUCCACCAGCUUGAGUAAAGACCAGGGCCGAUGAAAGGAUGGAAGGAUGGAAGAGCAGCACUCCUGCUGCCGGUUGCCCUGCUGCUGCCCUGGGCAUGCAGCUGCCUGGCACUGACAUGUGGCCGAAACAUGUGGGACAAAUCUGAGAAGUCAGAAGCUUUGGGAAUCAUAGGUGGGGAACCUGCAGACAUUGUAGAUUUCCCAUGGCAUGUGAGUAUUCUUGACCAAGGGCGACAUCUCUGUGGAGGAUCGAUCCUCAGUGAGUGGUGGGUUCUAACUGCGUCCCAUUGCUUCAUAAACAAAAAUAAAUCUACCUUGGAGGUCAAACACGGUCAAGGAUUCUUUAACACCAAGAACUUGAGGAAGAUGCAAGUGGACAAGCUAAUUACUCACCCUUAUUUUGACAGCUGGCUCUUGGAUAAUGACAUCGCUCUCCUCUUGCUCAAAUCCCCACUCAACUUGAGUGCCAGUGAAGCACCCAUCUGCCUUUCAGAGGUCACUGACAUACAGAGGUGGAGAAACUGCUGGGUGACUGGAUGGGACAUUGCUGCUCCAAUGCAAGGUGUGAAUGCAGAGCUGCAUAAAGUCAACACUGAGCUGGUCAAAUGGAACAUGUGCUCUGAAGUGAUGUCUAUGCUCACCAAGAACAUGCUGUGUGCUGGGAAUCCUCAAGGUGGGAAGGACGCCUGCCAGAGUCCAGAAGUCCAAACUCACGGCAUCAGCAGGGCCAUGCUCAGGCUGGAGGCUCUGGCGGGGGAUCCUUCCCUACCUUUUCUGGCUUCUCAUCCUUGCCGACAAUCCGUGGCAUCCCUUGGUUUGUGUCUGCAUCACUCCAAUCUCUGCCUCAGUCUUCACAUGGACUUCUCCCCUGUGUGCGUGUCUCUUCUGUUUUCUUUUCUUAUAAGGAUUUCAGUCAUUGGCUUAGGGCCCACCCUAAUCCAGUAAGAUUUCAUCUUAAUUUAACUAAUUACGUUUGCAAAGACCCUAUUUCCAAAUGAGGUCACAUUCUGAGGUUCUGGGUGGACGUGAAUUUGAGAGGGCUGCUAUUCAACUCAGUACAGAUGCUCUGUAACCAAAGGGAGGCAGUGCAGGGUGAUGGUUUGGGGUGCAGGCUCCCCUAGCCUCCCUCCCAGCUCCUCUACUUAUUACCUGUGACUUCCCUCUGUGCCUGUGCCUUUUCAGGUUUCCUCAUCUGUAAAACGGAAAUACUAAGAGUUCCUCCCUUUUAGGUCUGCUGUGAAAAUCAAGCGAAUCAAACGCACAAAGGCACUUAGAACCACAUGGAGGAGAGGAGGGUCAAAGUAAAUCUUAGCAAUAUCAUUUUCUCCAUCACCAUCUCUUACACCUGCUCAAUGCUCAAUAGCAUACAAACUGUUUCCACAAAUAUUACAUGAAAGGGUUAUAAAUUAGCCCUAGGAAGCAGGCCUAUUUCAGAUGGAGAAACUGAGGAUCAGUGAAGCUGACAGCCUUGCAGAGGACACACCAGCAAGAUAAAUAACACACCAGAGUUCUAAUGAAGGGAACUGACUUCUGGGGUUAGGGCCAUCUUUUGAGUUCCAGGAGAAAUGGGGCUCCAAAUCCAGCAGCUCAGCCUGACCACGUGCAGAUUCGCCUGUUCAACAAAAAUUCACAAAAAUGCUGGGAGCUCACUGAGUAGAGGCUUACCACGUGAGAGGGAGGUACAAUUAUUGUGGGAGAGGUACAAUUAUUCUCAUCAGCGUAAAAACUGAGCCCUGAAAUGCUGAAGAAAAUUUUUCACAUUCUCUCAGCUAGAUAUUCACCGGGGGCUUUAACUCCGGAAGUUUAAGUUCUUAACUGGGCUGCUAUUCUGCCCAACAUCUUUCACGUAGAUCCCCUCAUCUCCAGGGAAGCGAUUACAAUUCUUUAAAGAAAGGUCAUGGGACUUUCCAAUGACUUCAAGGAAUUUGGUAAAGAAUAAUUUUGUUCAAAGUAAGUUGAUGGGCAUAGCAAUUUGUUCAUGAUAACCACAAUCUGGUUGGAAAAAAAAUCAAAUAAACCCAUAGCCAGUUUUUUGGUUUUUUUGUUUAUUUGUUUUGUAUUUGGAUUUUUGGCACAUCUUUGAAUGGUGCUUCUUUUCAACAUUUUUGUAUGUCACUUAAUAUUUUCAAAAAUAAAUCUUUGUAAGCUGUGAAGCAAUAUGUACUGCCUGACCCUAUUUCUGUAAAAUAAUAGCGAUGGAUGCAUAUUUGCAUACGCAAGGAUGUAGGAAGUUAUAGUUGACUAAGGAGUUGCCUCUGAUGGUUGGAGUCAGAAAUGUUUAUUUCGUUUAUUUAUAUGAGUACGUGGUAAAGAAGAGGCAAGUGGUACAGAUGGGUGUACAGUGAGGAGGCAGUUUACCUCUAACAUUUGUUCUCCGGUUCACUCCCCAGAGAAGCCAUUGUUACUGUGUUACCAUAUCUUACCGGAAAUAGUCUUUUCACACACAAUCAUGUGUGUUUAUAUAUAAAUUUACUUAUCUAUACAAUUAUGGGUAUUCUUCAUGUUCUUUUCCCAUAUCUGAGUUUUCUGAUUUUUUUUGAUGAAGAUACGUUAUUCUUUAACAGAAUUUUAAAAAUGGCCCAGGAGCUUUGGGGGCAUGAAAGGCAGUAUAUGUUUUCCUCGAUUUUUGUGUCAAUGAUGUCUGUUCCGCUUACUCAUACUUAUUUGGCAAUCUUUUUCAAGAUGUUUUAAAAUUUGUAAGCUGUUUAAAAUUUAAUGUUUUAAACCACAAUACAAUAUUUCGAUAUCAUUUUUAUAUUUUUUGCAUUUUGUAUAUGUCAGUUUGUAUGCCUGCUAUAUUCAACCAAUGACCUAUGAUGAGGCAUAAUGGAUUUUUGUUUUUGUGUUUUACUUUGCU